This is a messenger RNA of Colletotrichum tamarilloi, 1320 nucleotides long. RefSeq lists its product as uncharacterized. Lineage: Eukaryota; Fungi; Ascomycota; Sordariomycetes; Glomerellales; Glomerellaceae. The record is from RefSeq and is a predicted model, not a curated record. Bases 1 to 1320 code for a protein of 439 amino acids. The transcript has a single exon.
AUGACGUUCGGCAUAUCCAAGAGAUUAAAGAGGUCAAAGAGCGCAGACGACGCAAAGAACGAGUCUGCCAACGAUCUCGUCCCUAUACGCCGUCUGACAUCUUCGAGCUUCGCCAUGGCCCCACGCCUGGCGCCGGCGUAUAUCGAUAUGGCCACGACAUGGACGUCCGUCGAGGCCCCGCGAGGAACAUUCACAGUAGACAAGUCCAAAUUCUACCAGCCAUCGGGCCCCCUGGCCGACGACGUCUUUUGGAUGCCGCUGUCCUCUGGCGACGUCGGUCACUUUUCCCGGGACGGAUUCCUGGUCGACAACGAUUCUUGCUCUUCCCGGGUGCUAUACCGCGUCAAGGAGAAGAAGCACCUGUCCAAGGGCCUGCUGAUGCACUACGGCACCCUCACCAUCGAUUACCACCCGUCCGAGUCUGUCAGUCGAUGCUUUGUAGGCUUCGGGCCAAACGCCGAGCACCGUCUCAUCAUGAUGCUGAGGGCGGAUUGCCAGCGGGCUGCGGUCAAGGUCACCGCUUGCAUGGCCAGCUUGUUGCAUAGCAAGCUGCAGCGGGAGGGUAGCUUGUUGUGGCUGAAGCCGAGCGCGGUCGCCGAUACGUUGGAGAAAGCCGCGGAGUCGUUGAUUGAUAUUGCUGCGUUGGUCGAUCGCUUCAUCCAGACGAUGAGGAAGCUCUACCAAGGCAAUGAUCGGGAGGCCGAUAUGCCUGUAACGUUCAAGAAGGCUCUGUUCCUACUCGGCCUGACCAAAUGGCAUCGCAUCCACCGCGCCAUCAACGCUAUCCAGUGCCUCAAGGAGGCUUUUCGAAUUGUGGCGGAUACGGACGGACAUGAGAAUAGGAGCAGCUUCGGCAGCAAGGCUCGUUGGUGUAUUGCGGCCAACGUGUAUGGCAUGUUGGGUUGGAGGCGAGCACCAGCCAGCCUCGCUCACCAACGAAAUGUGCUACCCAAUGUAUUGACGUCGCUGUUGAUUCUAAGCGAGGUGGACUGGACCGACUUUCAGACCAGGGAUGCGGAGGAGAGAAUGGAACAAGCUGGCGUGACGGUCAGCAUCACCAAAGAAGCCAACUUUACUCCUGCAACGUUCCGAACUCUGAUGCGGUUUCUGCAACACCGGUCACUACAGUCAUUGGAAUACGAUGACGAGUUUGGUGACGCGGAUGUCAGAGGGCCAAAGCAGGAGGAGCCACAGAGCUGGACGGGAGAAAUCCUGCCCGCUCACUUCCAGAUGUUGAAGGCCAUGCCUUGGGUGAGGCAUUGCUGGGCCGCAGACAGCACUUUCUUGACGGUGCUGGCACUACCAACGUUGGAGGUGUAG